This is a messenger RNA of Micropterus salmoides (largemouth bass), 3861 nucleotides long. RefSeq names its product solute carrier family 38 member 7 (gene slc38a7). Gene Ontology annotation, molecular function: L-glutamate transmembrane transporter activity; L-serine transmembrane transporter activity; L-methionine transmembrane transporter activity. Gene Ontology annotation, biological process: amino acid transmembrane transport. The transcript has 12 exons. The coding region runs from base 301 to 1674 and encodes 457 amino acids. The record is from RefSeq and is a predicted model, not a curated record. Lineage: Eukaryota; Metazoa; Chordata; Actinopteri; Centrarchiformes; Centrarchidae.
GACGAAGUGUCACAUGCUCCUGCGUCUCUGCACCACUGAUUGCCAAAACACAGACGGCUCAGUCGUUACCAGUGGUGGACAAGCUGAAGAUUACUGAAUGGCUGCAACAUCGUUCUGACACAGCUGACUGUUAAUGGAACUAAAAACACUGGACAUAAUAGAUUAACUGCUGCUGCAGGAUACCCUGUCCUGUCACUCAGACUUUCUGAUCGACUUCUCCUCUGCUUGGACCCAGAGAGUUGGAGAAUAUUUUUCUGGGGUGUGUAAGGCUUGGCAGGCCGAGGUACAGCCUGUUGAUUCAUGGCGAUUAACACUGAUGCCGAAGACUGGGGCGGAGUUGGGAGUAAUGACCCUGGAGAAAGGGCAUGGCUCCUGCAGAGCCCCAGCGUGGAGUCUGACCAGCAUCUUGAGACGGACAGGAGGAGGAGCGGGGGCGUGUCGUCUUUGGGAGCGGUCUUCAUCGUAGUGAACGCAGCACUGGGGGCAGGUCUACUCAACUUCCCCGCAGCCUUCAGUAUGGCAGGAGGAGUAAUUGCAGGAGUGAUGCUUCAAAUGUUCAUGCUGAUUUUCAUCAUUAGUGGACUGGUGAUCCUGGGCUACUGCUCCCAGGUCAGUAACGAAAGCACAUAUCAGGAGGUUGUUCGAGCUUCCUGUGGGAAAGUCACAGGAGUCAUAUGUGAAGUAGCCAUAGCGGUCUACACCUUUGGGACUUGUAUUGCUUUCUUAAUUGUCAUUGGAGACCAGCUGGAUCUCUUGAUAGCUGCGAUAGCUCAUGAAACGGACAAAACAGUCAGCGGCUACUGGUACACUGACCGCAAAUUUACCAUUGUUGUUACUGCUGUCCUGGUUAUUCUUCCUCUCUCCAUUCCUAAAGAGAUUGGCUUUCAGAAGUAUGCCAGUACACUGAGCGUGAUAGGAACCUGGUAUGUUACCAUUGUGGUCAUUUUAAAGUCCAUCUGGCCAGAUAAAAUGGUGAUCCCCGGCUAUGUUCCCACCAGUUCUGCUUCCUGGACUGCAGUUUUCAAUGCAAUGCCCACCAUAUGCUUUGGUUUCCAGUGCCAUGUUAGCUGUGUGCCAGUGUUCGACAGCAUGAGCAGAAGAGAGAUCAAACCUUGGGGAGUGGUAGUGACUCUCAGCAUGCUCAUCUGUCUCUUUGUUUACACAGGAACAGGUGUCUGUGGCUUCCUAACAUUCGGCUCCAAUGUCAGCCAGGACGUGUUGAUGUCCUACCCUCCUGAUGAUAUUGCAGUGGCCAUCGCAAGAGCUUUUAUCGUCAUCUGCGUCAUCACCUCCUACCCCAUUUUACACUUCUGUGGCAGGGCAGUCAUAGAAGGACUUUGGCUACGUUUCCAAGGCGAGCAGGUGGAGGUGUGUGUACGUCGUGAGCAGAGGAGGAGGAUUCUGCAGACGCUGGUGUGGUUCGUCGCCACCCUUGUCCUUGGCCUAUUCAUCCCAGAUAUCGGUCGGGUGAUCUCGCUGAUCGGGGGAUUGGCAGCCUGCUUUAUCUUUGUCUUCCCAGGGUUGUGUUUGAUGCAAGCCAAGCUGUCAGAGACAGACAGCCGAUCUGCAAGCUGGCAUGGAUUGGUGGGCCUUGGUGUUGUCAUGGUUACGAUCGGAGCGUUCAUCUUUGGCCUCACUACAACCAACUCCAUCUACCAAGACGUCGUCAGCUAAAAGGAACGUUUAUCGGAGCCAGCGGUGUCCUCAUUACUGAGCGGGUGCUUAGUCCUGUGCUGCUAUUCUGAACUACUGGCUAAGAAGCCACUCAUUUAGAAAAUCAACAUCUCUGCAGCAUGUCACAUCCCUGCUACAUACCGAGUUAAAUCUCUACAGCUCUUUACUCAAGUCAGGUAGUAGUCAGAGACACCCCACAUUGCCAAGUGACUUCAGACACUUUUUACCUUUUAUUUUAUGUAAAGUUUACGUCAAGUUAAAAAUGCAUGUUUAAUGUGUUUAUGGUGGUUUUAAAUUGCAGUGAAAACAGUUCUGGUCGGUUUAGCCAUCCACAGGGGCACAGAAUGGCUUCCCCUGUCUGUGGACCCUGUAGUGUUUACAAGAGAUUAAGGACUUUGUAUUAGGGAUGGGUCAUGAUUUAACAAUUUUCGAAUGGUCAUUAAAUUAUUUAAAAAAAUCGAAUAGUUUAAGUCACUAUCGUCUUGACAUUGUGUGACUACCACGUCUCACUAUCAUUCUUCAUUAACAGAGCGGUCCGGUUCUAGUUACCAGCUACUGCUUCAUUCUCUCCAGCAUUGGCACAGUGCUAAAACAAAGUGUGGAGAUAUGUCUGGCUAUACUUUACCAGCUACGAUCCAGGCUAAAGUAGUCUAAGAAACAAGUGAGCGCCCAACUGUUGUUUGGGCCAAAAAUCUGGAACACAGGUAAAGCUAGCAUAUUACAAGUCUACAACAACUAUUCAGUCAUUGCGUCUCUGCAUGCAGAGAAUGGUUGAAUAAUUCCCAAGUGAUUUUAUUGAGUGCUUUGCUAAGAAUCAAAUUUAAUUUAAUAAUGAAAUUGUGCCAUUUUUUGUGUAUUGACAUAACUGACAUGCUGUGGUUCCCAGGUCCAGUCUUUAUGUUGGUGCUGCUCACAGUUUGUCAACAAAGUAUCUUGUCUCCUUUCCAAGGAGACACCUCACCAGACAAUGGUUGGUUCCUGUUUAUAGAAUGGAGUAACACCUGAUACACUAUCCAUAAACCUGAUUAUUCAUUAUCAGUUAUAUAAUGGCUUCUACAACACUUUUAAAUACAUUUGAGUUAUUUAUUGUUCGGUGUAUAUAUAUAUAUUCUCAUACAUUUUAUAAAGUUACUAUGAUGAUUUUAUUAUUGGUUUUGAGAUUAAAUCAUUUGUUUAGACAAGUUUGCGAAAGUAUAGCGCUACUUUCAUGUUCAAGCCACAUUCAAGCCUGAAGGUCUUAAAAAUAAAUAAAUAAAUAAAAAGACACUUCAAAAUGUGCUAAACACUGAACUGCCAGACAGGGUGAAAACCACAGCAGUGUGUCUCCCUACACACUGUGCACAGAUCUGCAGGGUGUCCCAGACAAGAAACACAUCUGCAUUCAGGAUAUGAAAACAAACUCUUUCAACAGUGUUGAUUUCUCACAGGGUGAGUUUGGAAAUGAUAAUGUCUUUAUGAAUGUAUGCACAAAAAAAAAAAAGAAAGUCGUCACCCACACAGAACUCAGUUUGCACAUAAUUUACAGAAAAGACUUGUUGCACAAGCGAACGACAGCUUGGCUGGCUGUGGGAAGAAGCCAAGUAGUUAAACCCGUGAGUUUGAGGUUUUAUUUACUUGAAUCAACGCACACCACUGCAAACUCAAGAAUGAUGAGUUAAUAAUAAUUUGCUCUUUUUUUUCUUUUUCUUUUUACUUAAAACCAAAGCUUGGGCUUCCUUUUAUGUCCUACAAUUUAAGUUAAGUUGGAUUUCAAGUUAACUUUUAUGAAAAAAUUUUUUUUCCCUAACCAAACUGAAGUAUAUUUAAAAUGAGAAAAAUGACAUGAUAAACUGAGUGGAUUUAAUCCCUGGUUUUGCAUUUAACAGUAUGACCGCUAAUCUUGGGUACAUUAAGCAUUUUAUGAUCCAUAAUUCAAGUGAGAUUUAAGACUUGAUAGCAUUUUGUUUUGACUGUGUAUCCAGAUUUCAUGAAACCAGGUAAUAUACAGUGUUUUAUUUGUAGACAUGAGGGCCAGUGGUGUAAAAGGGAUUUGGGUUUUUCCAGAAAAGCAAUUACGUUGCAUUAGUCACACUAUUGGAGUGAAUACAUUGAUACAUCUACCAUAUCAUUUAGAGGAAGGGAAAGAAGCUACGAUCAAAACAUUAAUGCUGUCUGAUCAGUGCGUCAUACAGUUUUUUUUUUUUUUUU